Messenger RNA from Pestalotiopsis fici W106-1, 849 nucleotides. RefSeq lists its product as uncharacterized. Gene Ontology annotation, cellular component: intracellular anatomical structure. Gene Ontology annotation, molecular function: oxidoreductase activity, acting on NAD(P)H, oxygen as acceptor. Lineage: Eukaryota; Fungi; Ascomycota; Sordariomycetes; Amphisphaeriales; Sporocadaceae. The transcript is spliced from 3 exons. The record is from RefSeq and is a predicted model, not a curated record. The coding region runs from base 1 to 849 and encodes 282 amino acids.
AUGAGCCCCUCCGCAGAAGGUUCCGCCGCCCCCUCUGGCGCUGUUGACAACUACCCUUCCACUCUGCCUGGCCCCAACCACAACUGGAAGAUUUCUCUGGAGGGCAAGGUCAUUGCAAUCACUGGUGCCAACCAAGGUAUCGGUCUCGGUCUCGCAGAGGUCUGCCUUGCCAACGAUGCCGCCAAGGUCUUCUCGCUCGACAUCCAACAACCCGGCGAUGACUUUGCCGCGCUGGCCAAGCAGCACCCCGGCAAGCUCGAGUACGUGCAGACGGACAUUACCAGCGAGGAGUCGGUCAAGAACGCCAUUGACGAGGUGGCCACGCGGGGCGGACGCUUCGACGGCCUGAUUGCCAAUGCCGGCGCCACCAAGCACCUGCCCGCCCUCGACUUCACCCUCGAGCAGUUUGAGCGCCUGUACAAGCUCAACGUGACGGGCAGCUGGCUGUGCGCCACCUACGCCGCCCGCAAGUUCAUUGAGCUCAAGACCAAGGGCUCCAUUGUCUUUACGGCCUCCAUGACCUCGUACCGCCCCAACCGCGCCGCCCCUUCGGCUCCCUAUGGUGGCACCAAGGCUGCCGUCCGCAACAUGACGCACACUCUGGCCAUGGAGUGGGCGCAGUACGGUAUCCGUGUCAACAGCAUCUCGCCCGGCUACGUCAAGACGGCUCUUACAUACUACGUCGAGUCUUCUCCCGACUGGGACCUCAAGAUGAAGUACUACGGUGGUAUGCCCCGUCUGGCUCUGCCGCAAGAGCUGGGUGGCGCCUACGUCUACCUGCUGUCCGAGACGGCCACUUACACGACCGGUAUCGAUAUCCCCAUUGCCGGUAUCGUCGGUGGCUGGUAA